Aspergillus neoniger CBS 115656 is the source of this 426-nucleotide messenger RNA. RefSeq lists its product as uncharacterized. The record is from RefSeq and is a predicted model, not a curated record. Bases 39 to 335 code for a protein of 98 amino acids. Lineage: Eukaryota; Fungi; Ascomycota; Eurotiomycetes; Eurotiales; Aspergillaceae. The transcript has a single exon.
GACGAGUGCGAUGGUCAGUCUCAAGGUUACAUACACUGAUGAACAACGGAUGGUCAGGUCUCAACAUUGUCGAGUGCAGUGACGCGUGUCUGGCAAAUAGGAUCAUGGAGUCACAGAAAUGCAAAGGAUGGUACAACGGUGACGAUCCUAAUGCAGGGAGACAUUGGGCAAUGCACUGUAAGAGCAGGGGGACGAUGUAUUCACUCGGAAGGGGAGGGAAGAGGGGAGGGGGUGGGAGCGCAAAAGUAACAAUGACACGGACAAUGACAUACAACCAAGAAGAGUUGCGCUGGUGGAGAUCCCGCAGUUAUGCUCGUUCUAAGCCCCGAAGUUAGAAUAAGGCUGAGCCGAGGGUCGGUGUUGAUAAUUAAAAAUAAAAAGUAGUUGAUUAAAUCAACCAAAAUCAAUCAAUAUAUAUAUAUUUUU